AUGUGUGAAAACAAUCUCUACCAUGAUAUCGAUGAUACUUUAGGCGAAUUAAAUGCAGAUAUACUAGCACUCUAGCUAAUUAAUGAGCCUAAUUCAGAUAUUGAGAUUCAAGAAUAAUUAUAGAAAUCUCAUACUUCAAUUCAAAUAGUAGAUGCUAAAUAAAUUAUGGGUCUUUACAUUUCUAGACAUAAAAAUUAUCACGAAGAUAGUGUGGAGUACUACAAAGGAAUAGGAGAGUCAAAGAUCUAUAAAUGUGCUUCAAAGACUUUUCAGAAUAGCUGCAAAUACAGCUUCAAUGGAUUCUUGAAGCAUAUUGAGUUACUAAUAAGAAUCGAUACAAAUGCAAAACUAGAUAUCAUAAAACUGGAUAAAUCUAGAACUAUUAAAGAUUAGCAAGCGAUUGAAACUCAUUAUGUAAAAUUUGAAAGUAAAAUUCAUAUUGAGAACUUUGAUGAGGAAUAUUUUUUGUUUGAUGAAUUAGAUAAAGAUAUAGAAUUUGUCGGACAUUGGAUGAUAACUGACAUUGAUAAUCAUCUAUUGGGAAAUCCUCAUUAAUAUUUGUAAUUAUGA
Stylonychia lemnae is the source of this 570-nucleotide messenger RNA. NCBI's taxonomy places the organism in Eukaryota, Ciliophora, Spirotrichea, Sporadotrichida, Oxytrichidae. The record is from the annotation of a GenBank genome assembly.